Molecule: messenger RNA, 3135 nt
Organism: Pararge aegeria (speckled wood butterfly)
Lineage: Eukaryota; Metazoa; Arthropoda; Insecta; Lepidoptera; Nymphalidae
Gene: Rev1
Product: DNA repair protein Rev1
Exons: 1
Coding region: 176-2929 (917 amino acids)
Biological process (GO): error-prone translesion synthesis; error-free translesion synthesis
Cellular component (GO): nucleus
Molecular function (GO): deoxycytidyl transferase activity; DNA-directed DNA polymerase activity; damaged DNA binding
Source: RefSeq, a predicted model, not a curated record
CCACGCGCACAACACAGGGAGUUUGGCGGGAAAAAGAAUAAAGUAAUAGACAUUGUUGACUCAGUAACUGUAAAUUGGUAAAUUGGUUUAUGAAGUUAUUGUUCACUCGACUGUUGUGAACUGCGAGUUUAUGAAAUUUUUUGCAAAUACGUAUUAAAAUUUUAAAUAUUUUUCAAUGGCUAAUAGAGAUGACAAGUUUCCAGACAAUGGCUUCGAAGCUUGGGGUGGAUAUAUGCAUGCUAAAAUUGCUAAAUUGGAACAGCAGUUCUGUUCUGGGAUUGGCAAAGCCGAAAAUCAGUUAUCAAAUAUUUUUAAUGGAGUAAGUAUUUACGUUAACGGUUUCACUGUACCAUCGGCGGACGAGUUAAAGGAAUUGAUGGCAAAACAUGGUGGGAUUUAUCACACAUACCAGAGGAGUGAUGACUAUAUUAUAGCUUCUAAUUUACCUGACACAAAGGUUAAAAAUAUGUCUUUAGCUAAAGUAGUUAAACCUGAAUGGAUAACAGACAGCAUAUCAGCCAACCGUUUACUGGACUUUAAAGAUUACUUACUUUAUAGGAAUUCUAGAACACAACCCUGGUUAAAUUUUAAUCAGAAGAAAAGGUCAGACGUUUUAGAACAUAGAAUUCAUAAAAAUUAUCAUACAAUAGAUGCCAACAAAGACUAUCAAAGGAAGGAAGAAUUCAAGGACAAGGAAAGCAGUUUUAUCAUGUGUAAUGAAAAUUUUAUUGAACCACAGCAGCAAUCAACUGCAUUAAAUGUUAAUGAUUCUAAGAAAACCCAAGCUGUAACUAAGUCAGCAGCCGAUCCUAAUUUUAUUUCAGAAUUUUAUAAUAACUCAAGGUUGCAUCAUAUAUCCCAACUUGGUGCAUGUUUCAAACAGUAUGUCAAUGAUCUUCGAGAAGAAAGUAAUUUUGAAUUUCCUGCCCAUGAUGAAUUUAAGUCAAAAAUAUUCUCAAUUAGCAACACUAAGAAAAAUACCUCAAAUAUUGUAUUUCAAGAUUCCAGAGUCAUAAUGCAUAUUGAUAUGGAUUGUUUCUUUGUUUCUGUUGGAUUACGUAACAAGCCUGAACUUAGAGGAAAACCUGUUGCUGUUACACAUUCUAAAGGUGGUCAACCUCGAUUAAAAAGACCAGGUGUAGAUAGAGAAACUGAAUUCAAUUUAUAUAAGCAAAAACAGAUCAAGAAACUAAGUAAAGCAAUGGGAAUAGCUGAAGAUAUGAAAAUUGAGACAAGGAUUGACAAUAUCACAGAUGAGGAUGAUAAAUAUGGAUCUAUGAGUGAAAUUGCUUCAUGCUCGUAUGAGGCUAGAGCUAAAGGAGUAAAAAAUGGGAUGUUCAUGGGCGCCGCUUUAAAGCUUUGCCCAGACUUGCAAACAAUUCCAUAUGAUUUUGAGGGCUACAAAGAGGUAGCGUACACAUUGUACAACACCAUAUCUCAAUAUACAUUAGACAUAGAAGCAGUUUCUUGUGAUGAAAUGUAUGUAGAUUGCACUGAACUGUUAAAAACUUUAAAUGUAAGUGUUCAUGAUUUUGCAUUUGCCAUAAGAGAUGAAAUUAAAAGAAAAACUGGAUGUCCGUGUUCAACUGGGUUUGGUGGUAAUCGUUUGCAAGCAAGACUGGCCACAAAACAAGCUAAACCAAAUGGACAGUUCUUUCUAACAUCUGAUCUUGUUGAUGAGUUUAUGUAUAAUAUUAAUCUUAGAGAAUUACCUGGAGUUGGUAGGCAGAUAUCAACGAAACUAGAGUCUCUGGGGCAUAUCACUUGUGGCUCACUUCAGAUUCUAUCACUUGCAUCUCUUCAACACCAUUUAGGCAUUAAAGUUGGCGCACAAUUGUAUGACCAAUGUCGUGGAUGUGAUACACAUCCAUUAACAUUUCAUACAGUAAGAAAAUCAGUCUCGGCUGAGGUCAACUAUGGCAUACGUUUUGACAAUUAUAAGCAAUGUGAAGAAUUUUUGAAACAACUUUCAGCAGAGGUACAUUCGAGAAUGCAGCAAUUUAAAGUAGUAGGAAAGUGUAUAACUCUAAAACUUAUGGUAAGAGCCAAAGAUGCUCCUCUAGAAACUGCAAAAUUUAUGGGCCAUGGAUUCUGUGAUCCUAUCAGCAAAUCUACAACAUUACAGAAUGCUACAAACGAUAUAAACAUAAUAACUAAAGAAGUAAUUUCUAUCUGCAAGAAACAAAAUAUAGACCCAAAGGAAAUGAGGGGUAUUGGAAUUCAAAUAACUAAAUUAGAUUCAAUAAAUAGUAAACAAGUCAGGGGCCCAAUUAAUAAGUUCUUUACAAGUAAAGCUUCUCUUAAAACUGAAGACCAACUCAACAACACAGAAACAUUUUGUAAUAUUGAUCAAAAUAAUCUAGGAACUGGAGAUAGAAAAAAUAUAAAAAAUCCAUCAACACCAAAGAAACAUAAUGCCAUUUCACCCGAAAUUAAAUCUCCGGUUCUAGGAACUGUAAAAUCUUCUAUAGUAGGGAAGAGAAGAGGCAGACCAAGAUUUGUGAAGGCUGAAGCCUCCACAUCUCAAAAUCUAAUGAGCAAAUUUCUUCAAGGGAAAAGUGUUGCAAAUGAAAUUUGUGUAAAAAAAGAGUCUAUUAAAGAACAAAUGCCAGAAGAAGCCCUUGUAGAAAAAGUAACUACACCAGGGUUACUUAGUCUACCUUGGGAAAAUGUGAGAGAACUGUUAAGAGCUUGGUUUGACAGUGGUCAGUCACCAAAACCUUGUGAUGUUGAGUUAAUUGUAGCAUACCUCAAAGGAAUGGUAACCAGUAAGAAUAUAGAUAAAGUAUAUAUUUUGGUUAAUUUCAUAAAACGACGAAUCCAUGGAAUGAAAAAUGAUAUGUGGAAUCCUGUUGAAAAGUGUGUUGUUGAAGAAGUACAAAAUGCUAUGUUGGCUGUUUAUGGGAAAAAGUUAUUGAUAAAUAAUUAAGCUAGUGAAAUUAUCUAUUUCAUAUUUAUAAAUACCUAUUAUGUAGUAAUAGUACUAGAGAUUCUUGGAUAAAAUUUAAUUUUUUAUUUAAUAAAAUGAUAAAGGGGGAAAACAAACAAAAUUUUACGAGUUUCAUGUAUUUAUUUAAAUUUGAUUCUAUCAAGAUAAAGACAAAAAUUCAUCAUUAUAAUAUACUGCCUGAAGCU